Messenger RNA from Condylostylus longicornis, 3734 nucleotides. RefSeq names its product GATA zinc finger domain-containing protein 14 (gene dpr20). The record is from RefSeq and is a predicted model, not a curated record. Gene Ontology annotation, cellular component: neuron projection membrane. Gene Ontology annotation, biological process: synapse organization. Lineage: Eukaryota; Metazoa; Arthropoda; Insecta; Diptera; Dolichopodidae. The transcript is spliced from 9 exons. The coding region runs from base 591 to 3275 and encodes 894 amino acids.
GAAAUAGUGUAAAAAAAUAUAUAUUUAAUUAUUAGAAAUAAUUAAUUACAUAAAAUCAUCACAUAAAGUCUUCGAUGGAAUUUUAAAACAUAAAUGUAUUUAAUAAGAUCAGAUGAAGAACUUUGCAACUUUUCCUCCACCUAAAAAAUCAAAAAUAAAACCAAAGUGAAAAAAAAAAUUUUAAAUCGAAAAGUUUUUAUUUUUAUUUUUUGCUCAUUUUCAUAACUUUCACCUCUGCCAUUAAAUACCAUUUGGUAAAUUCUUUUUUUUUUUUUUUUCAAAAUAAAACACCAACUUUACCAAAUAAUCAGAAAAAGAGAGGAAGCAAGAAAAAAAAGGCGAAAUUUCAUAGCUAUUUUCAAGAAAAUUGUUUUUCAAAAUUUUAAAUAAAAAAAAAAAACCCUAAAAUCUAAUUCGGAUAGCUCUACAAAAAAAACAAAACAAAAGGAUAUGAAACAUAAAAAUAAAUUUAAUAACAGUAAUAAUAAUAAUAAUAAAAAAAAAAAAAAAUACGAAAAAAUUUAUAAAUUUUAAAUGAGUUUCUUGCAUGCUUAUUGUAAUAAUAACGACGACGUUUCGGUUUUAACAAAAUGCAGAAUAUUGCAUCGGUAGCUAAAUUGGCAAUUCAAAUUUUAAGUGUAUUGCUAUUAGCAACAAUAAUGGGUAAUAAAAAUCGUAAUAAUAAUAAUAGUAAUAAUAAUAAUAGAAAUCAAUAUAAUAAUAAUUAUAGUAACGGUAAUAGUAAUAAUAAUAAUAAUUAUAACAGUUAUAAUAUAUAUAUAAUAGCUAUGGCAUUACCAAUUACAACAAAUGAUGAUGAUAUCAGUUAUAAAGAUAAUGCUGAUAUAUUAAUAUUUUCAGAUAGUAGUAGUAGUAGUAUUAAUUUAAGUGAUGGUAGUUUUGGUAUUGAAAAUAGUGAAAUAAAUAUUGAAAAUGGUGAUAUUAUUAAUGAUAAUGGCGGUAUUAAUGAUCAUGAUAAUGAUGGAAUUUCAAAUAGUAAUUUAAAUAUUGAUCAAAAUAAUAAUAAGAAUAAUAAUAAUAAUAAUAAUAAUGAUAAUAGUAGAAAGAAAAAGAAAAAAGAUAAUAAAAUUAGUGAUAAAGAUGAUUUUAUAAUAGAAAUAACAACAAUUGGUUAUAAUUUAAAUGAUAAUAUCGAAAAUUAUAGUACAAUAGAUUCAAAUAAAAAUUUACAUAAAAAUAAUAAUAAUAAUAAUGAUGAUAAUGAUGAUGAUGAAGAUGAUGAUAUUGGUAUAGUUAAUGAUGAUGAUACAAUUGAUAAUGAUGAGCAAAAUAUUAUUUUUAAAACAGAAAAUACUAGAAUAGACGAUUCACAAAUUGUUAAUGUUAAAGAUAUUGAUAUAUCUACAAGAAUAACAUCUGCUGAAUUUAAAACUGGUACCGAAAAUGUUUCAAUAUCAUCAAAAUUAUCAAAUGAUAGAAUAAAUAUGAAUAGUAAUAAUAAUAAUAGUAAUAACAGUAGCAUAAUUUUAAGUAAAACAUCAUCAACAUUAACAAAACUACCAAAUAAUAGAGCUACCAUAGAUAAUACAGGGAUAUUAAAAGGACCUUCUUUAAUAUUAGAUAGAUUUAAUUCAACAAAAAUAAAUUCAACAUUAUCGUCAUCAUCAACAUCUUUAUCGUUAUCAUCAAUUGUAUCGAUAUCUACAGAUGACGAUAAUUUAAAAUCUUCUUCUUCAUCAUCAACAUCGUUGUUAUCACCAUCAUCAUCAUCGUCAUCAUCAUCACCACCGUUAUUAUCAUCCUCUUCAUCAUCGUUUUUAUUAUCGCCAUCAUCACAAUCAGAUUCAUCAUUGUCAUCAACAAAUUUAUUGUUACUACAAAAAAAUAGUUAUGUACCUGCCAUACAAAAACAACUACAACAACAACAAAAUAUACCAAUUCAAGAUAACUUAAUUGCCUUAAAUGCUACUGCCACUAAUGGAAGAAUUGGAACAACUAAUGAUACAACAAUAAUAAAAACAGGAACAAAAAUAAAAUCAACAACAGUAAAAACAUAUUUAGGGAUGCAAAAUAAUAUUACAACAACAACAACAACAUCAAAUGGAAAUAGAUUAUUAUCAUCAUCUUUAACAUCAGUUAAUAAUGAUAAUAAAAAAUUAAGUAAUAAUUUUGAUGAUGAUAAUGAUAAUAAUAAUAAUGAUGAUGAUGAUGAUAAUAUUAUUAUGUCAAAUAAUAAAAAUAUUGGCAGCAGUAACAGUGGUAACAGUAAUGGUAGUAGAAAUAUAAAUAGUAGUACAACUAGUAACAGUAACAGUAAUAAUAAUAAUAAUAAUCGUGGUAUUAGUAAUGGUUCUAGUCAUAGUAACAGUCAUAAUGGUCAUAGUGGUGUUGUUAGCAGUUUUAGUGAAGCUAUAAGUAGUAAAUUAACAUUACCAAAACCACAAAAAACAGAUGCACCAAUGUUAAAUUAUAUUUUUGAUACAUAUUCAGCAGCAAAUAAACAUCAUCAUCAUGAUCAAAGAUAUGGACCACACUUUGAAGAUAAAAGAGAAGGAAAUAUUACAAAUAUAACAGUACAAGCUGGCAGUACUAUACAUUUAAAUUGUCGAAUAUCCUUAUUGCAAGAUAAAACGGUAUCUUGGGUAAAACGAAAUCAUAAUGGUGAUGAAGAAGCAUUAGAACUUUUAACUGUUGGUGCACAUACAUAUACCGGUGAUAGCCGUUUUACAAUUGAUUUUCAAUAUCCAAGUAAUUGGAGAUUAAAAAUAUCAAAUGUACGUAAAACAGAUGAAGGUCAAUAUGAAUGUCAAAUUUCAACACAUCCACCACGUGUCAUACAAAUUAGUUUACAUGUUAAUGCACCAAAAGUUAUGAUCGUCGAUGAAUAUGGUAUACCAUUACAAGAGAAAUAUUAUGAAAUCGAUUCAACAUUACAAUUAUCUUGUAUUGUACGUAAUGUUGUUAUGUCAACAUCAGCUGUAUUUUGGUCACAUGGUGAACAAAUAUUAAAUUAUGAUUUAAUAAGAGGUGGUGUAAGUGUUAAAACUGAAUUAAUGGAUGAUGGAGCUAAUUCAACACUUUUUAUUGCAAAAAUUAAUAAAUCUGAUUCUGGAAAUUAUACAUGCUCGAUUAAUCCAUUUCAUGAUUAUAGUAUUAUGGUUCACAUUUUGAAUGGAGAAAGUUUUGCUGAACUUCAUCAUGGUAACAGUUCUAGAUUAACGUCCACUAUUGGAAUCCUUUUAUAUAUAGUUUUAAUAAUACAAUUUAUAAUACAAUUUCAUCAACGAAAUAAAAUUUAUUUAGUUUUAAGGUAGAAAUAUGUUCAAAUUGUUAUAAAAUAAAAUAAAAAAAUAAAUAAUUAUAUAAAAUUAAUUAUUAUUAAUGUAUUCAUAAUAAAAAUAAAUGGAAAACGUAAAAUAAAAAAUUGGAAAAGUUAAAAAUUUAAAUUAAUUAGAAUAAAAUAAUAUUAAUGAUACUACAAUAGCGUUUAAGUUGUUUUAUAGGUGAACUUCAUUAUAUAAAAUAAUAAUAAUAUACAAAGGUAAGAUUGGGAAAUGUGAAUUAUAAUUAUUUUGAAAGUGUUAAUUAAAGUGUCAUGUUAUUAAUUCGAUAUUAGUUUAACCCAUAACUGCAAUGCAUUUUUUUUACUUGUACGUAAUGCGGGUUUAUAUUUUUUUAUGCUCACAAUAAUGUGCUAUUUUUCCAUGAUAUAAAAUUUUUUUUAUGUUACAAAUAAUGAUGUUAGAUAAAAUUAUGCAGGGCCGAGUAUGGUA